This is a messenger RNA of Lachancea fermentati, 423 nucleotides long. The record is from the annotation of a GenBank genome assembly. NCBI's taxonomy places the organism in Eukaryota, Fungi, Ascomycota, Saccharomycetes, Saccharomycetales, Saccharomycetaceae.
AUGAAGUCCUUUGUAACGUCUGGAGACGUGCCAAUUGGCUACACUACGCCUAGUUUUCCAUCCUUGUACUGGCCGAUCAACAACAAGAAAUUCACAUUAUCGCUGCUCUAUUAUACGGGCGACAUAUGGAAGUUUACCAUCUACUGGACUUUUAUCUUGUUUGCAGUUUUCUACGGCGCGGCGGGUCUGCUUGCAAGCUGUUCCCACAGAAAAACAGCCGGAGGGCUUUGGAUCAUGGCUUUUUAUCUGUUCGUUGGUGGUGUACAAGCACUAGCCUCUGGAACCGUGGCUGGGUUGAUUUUAGCCGUAAUUUACAAAGCGGGGCUUUUCGCGAUGUCUACGUGGAUUCCACUGUGUUGUGCAGUCGUGCUAAUACUGUUUAAUGUCAAUACCAGUUAUUCUAUGGCAGGAAUCAUCAUAUGA